CCCAUUUCAGUGUUAAGAAUUCCGACGGUACCUGAAGGCGGCACUCGGAGCUUGAACGCUUGCAAGAUGCUAAAGGAUAAAAAACAUCUGUGUGAAUAAUAACACGCCUUCAAAAACUCUGCAAAACACAGCCGACUCAUAAUGGAGGAAGAAGCUAAGAUGCGGACCAGAUGUCAUCUCUUGGACUUGCCUUGGGAGGAUGUGCUUGUUCCACAUAUUUUAUGCUACCUGCCUCUGCAACACCUCGUCAGCCUGCAGAGGGUGAGCAAGCAGUUCCACAGCCUCAUCCAGGUGUACCUGGCCAACUGCAGGGUUUUUGAUCUGUCCUCGGUCGGACCGUCCAUUCCCAAAGAGGCGUUCUGCUCCAUGUUGAAGGACAACAAAGUUCUCCAUAGCCUCUCCCUUCAAAACUGCUCAGACUGGGUGACAGACAAGGAGUUGCUGCCAGUUAUCGGGCAGAACCAGCAUCUGCAGAGAGCCGACAUGAGCGGGUGCGUUUGGCUCACCCGCCACUCCCUGGUGGCCGUGUCCUUGAGCUGCAUGCACCUGCAGCACCUCGGCCUGGCGCACUGCGAGUGGGUGGACAGCCUGUCCCUGCGCAGCCUGGCUGACCACUGCGGGGGGCUGCAGUCGAUCGACCUCACCGCCUGCCGCCAGCUCAAGGACGACGCCAUCUGCUACCUCGCCAAGAAGUGUUUGAAGUUGAGGUCUCUGUCGUUGGCAGUCAACGCCAACGUCACUGAUGAGUCGGUGGAGGAGGUGGCCAAGAACUGCAGGGGCCUGGAGCAGCUGGACCUGACAGGUUGCCUGCGGGUCAGGAACCAGUCCAUCAGGACUCUUGCAGAGUACUGCCCGAAGCUGCAGUCCCUGAAGGUGAAUCACUGUCACAAUGUGACAGAGUCAAGCCUGGAUCCUCUACGAAAGCGCAAUGUAGUGAUAGAUGUUGAGCCGCCUUUACAGAGAGCUCUGGUACUUCUUCAGGACGUGCUGGGGUUUGCUCCCUUUAUCAAUCUCCAGAUAUAACCAAAAGGGCCAUCUGUCUGUCCAGCAAGAGCACACAGGUGUCUUCAUCAAAGCGGUCGCUCUCAGUUGCGUCACAAGGACACGCAAGUUUCUCCAAGACACAUCGAGACAAUCCAAGAAGACCUGGAUGUUUUACACUAAAGUUUAUGCGCGGACAAAAAAACUCAUUGGGAUGUGAUCGAAGACGCAUAUUUAAGACGUAACUGUGACUGAAAGCCAUGUACUUGUUAAGACUUUGUUGCCUCAUGUCCAAAAGAUCUCACUGCACUAUUUGUUAAUCAUUCAGUGUGAUGUAUGUGUCAUAAUGUGGCUUUGUAGAAGAGCAUGUGUUGUUUUUGUUUUUGUUUGUUUAGUUUUUUUUAAACAAUGUACACAUUUUGCUUUGUGCAUAUGAGAUUUUAAGAAACAAUUAUCUUAUGUUUCCUUUAGAAACAUUGAAAAAAAUGUUUAAGUUUAAUUGAACAUUUCACUUUGCAUGUAUGUGCCAACUUAAAAAGUUCAAUUCAACAUAUCGCACAAAAACAUUUAACUUACUUAGCACUGCGUAGUGUUUGGGUUUAAUUGUCCCGGUUUUAUUAUCUCCACUACUGAGUCUUAUGCUGCCACCGCAAUUCAAUAACGGUGAAUGCAAUUUUGUUUGUGGUGCUGACCAUGCGUCUUCCAGAAACAAUGUCCUGGCUCCUCAGGAUAAUCCACAGACCUCAUGUUCAACAGUUUGUAAAUACUUCCCAGUGAAAACUGUUGACCAGCUUUGUUGCUUUCAGUAGUUAUUACACCAAAACUAUCUGCAUGGCCAGCAGAGUUAGAGAGAUUAGUGGGAAAAUGUUUAUAUAUACAUAUAAUAUUUGUGAUGUGGGUGAAGCAGCCUUUUAAUCCACACUGUUAAUAAAUGCAUACUUGUAUAGCCUAGUAUUUGUUUGAAAUAAGUAUAGGAAUUUAUUAUGACUGUUUCUCAUUGAACCCUUAAAAUGAGUUUUGUAAAAAGUGUUAAAAUGCUGUUGCUCAGUAAUACAGUAUGUGAAUUAUAUUAAAUUGUAAAUAAAAUACAAUGU
This is a messenger RNA of Larimichthys crocea (large yellow croaker), 2075 nucleotides long. RefSeq names its product F-box and leucine-rich repeat protein 15 (gene fbxl15). Gene Ontology annotation, biological process: SCF-dependent proteasomal ubiquitin-dependent protein catabolic process. Gene Ontology annotation, molecular function: protein binding. The coding region runs from base 142 to 1023 and encodes 293 amino acids. Gene Ontology annotation, cellular component: cytoplasm; SCF ubiquitin ligase complex. The record is from RefSeq and is a predicted model, not a curated record. Lineage: Eukaryota; Metazoa; Chordata; Actinopteri; Sciaenidae. The transcript has 5 exons.